UGUUUAUUUUCUCUCUUCGGGCUCUUUUUGUUCUUUAUUCUCCGGAUUCCUCUUUGGGAGACGCACCGACAGCAUGUCCGGCUUCGACAGUAACCCGUUCGGAAACCCAGUAGACGUGAACCCUUUCCAGGAUCCCUCUGUCACAGAAGUGACCCACUCUGGAGUGGAUCAUAUGGACCAGUACACCCCCUUUCCAGCCAGUGACACUGGAAAUUUGACCGGCUCUACUAUUCCUGCCUCUGCUGUUCCCUCACAGCCAGCCGUGCUGCAGCCUUCUGUGGAGCCAAGCCCUCAGGCAACUGCUGCUGCAGCCCAGGCGAACCUGCUGAGACAGCAAGAGGAGCUGGAGAGAAAAGCAGCUGAGCUGGACCGCAGGGAGCAAGAGCUGCAGAAUAGAGACAGAACUACAGGCAAGGAAAACAACUGGCCCCCAUUACCCAGGAGCUUCCCCAUAAAGCCAUGCUUUUACCAGGACUUCUCAGAGGAAAUUCCUCCAGAGCAUCAAAGGAUCUGCAAAAUGUUGUAUUACCUGUGGAUGUUGUACUGCGUGACUCUGUUUCUCAACGUGCUCGCAUGUCUGGCCUUUUUCACUGCCGACGCGGGUUAUGGAGUGGACUUUGGCCUUUCCAUUUUAUGGUUCAUCCUCUUCACUCCAUGCUCCUUCCUGUGUUGGUUCAGGCCUGUCUACAAGGCUUUCAGGACGGAUAGCUCCAUCAAUUUCUUUUUUUUCUUUUUUAUCUUCUUUGCCCAAGUGGUGGUGACCGUCAUUCAGAGCGUCGGCAUACCCAAAUGGGGGAACAGCGGUUGGAUUUCGGCCAUCUCUGUGGUUCGCUCAAACCUAGCUGUGAGUGUUGUAAUGAUGGUGGUUGCAGCGUUCUUCACUGUGUGUGCCGCAAUGUCCAUCGUCCUACUUAAAAUGGUUCACUCUCACUAUCGCCGCACCGGGGCCAGCUUUGAGAAAGCCCAGCAGGAGUUCUCUCAGGGCGUCCUCACCAACCGCACCUUCCAGAGCGCUGCUGCCAGCGCCGCCGCCUCCGCAGCUCAGGGCGCCGCUCAGAGGAACUAGACCAACCCAGAACACCUAGAAACGCUUCUCAGUGGGCCUGGGACCCCCAACUCUGCCAGCCCCCAUUAACCCAAAGCUGCUGUGUGGUAUCUUGUGUGGAUCUCCAUGUUGCUUUGGUGUUUGGAUGGCAGAAGCACUACUUUUGGAAUUCACAUAUUUCUUUAUGUGAAACUGAGGGUAUAAGGUUAAAUGCUCAGUGCAGUGUCUGUAUAUUUGUACGUAUGCUUUGUGUUUGUGUGCAUUUUUUUUCUCUUUUGGAAAUUUGCUUUUGCUGUAUUUAAACUAAUUUAAGGCUGGCCCACAUCAGUGAAGGUACGUGAGACUUGUCUGUGUCCAUGUAUUAAAGAAUGGCAAUGAACAAAAUUGGACUUUGCCCAAAGUGAUGUCCACUCAACUUGAAGGCUAGGUUUGCUUGCAUUUCGCUAUCGCAUGAUCAGGCUUUACGCUCCACUUAGUUUACAACUACAAAUGAUGUGCCUUAUGAUUUCAAACAUGUCUUAUUGUAUUCCAUCAGUUUGAUCUUCUUGCUAGUGUGCCAUACAUACAUCAGUUGAAGGGCAUCUAAACAUGGCUGUAUUAAGAGAUAAGAUAAUCCUUUUUAUUAGUCCCACAGUGGGGAAAAAGUGACAAUUCUUAGGGGUGUUACUGGUGAGAUUAUAAUGUUUAUUUCAGCCAAACAGCAAGACAGUCAUUCUCUUAUUCCAAUUUCAGCUAUGAAACACUGAUUCCAUAAGUCUUGCUUCUGGUUGAUGAAGGAUAAUUAUCCAAAGCUGCUGUCUGUAACCUCCUGUGGAAAACAGACUAAUAGGAGACUGGGCUCACAUGUAAAAUAUGGUUUAUAAAAUAUUAAUGAUGCAGAAAGUUUCAAAUCUGGCAUCUAAUUUUGCUUAACUGUGACCUUACAGAUUUGAUUAUACUUGUCAGAGAAACAUUAGACUUGGCUUAUUUUAAUUUUCUGUAAGAAAUGAGUAGGUUAGAUUGUUUUGCACCUUAUGGAAGGGAGAAACUAAAUUAAUCAGUAAAAAAAACUUUUUAUAAUGAAAUAAAUCAAUAUAUUUUAAGUGUCAUUAUGAAUUCAUGUAUUUUGUCAUGGAUAUGGAUAUUUUACUGGAUGUAGUGUUUGAGCUAAUUAAACAUUUUGAUUAACUCUU
Astyanax mexicanus (Mexican tetra) is the source of this 2217-nucleotide messenger RNA. It is a transcript of the gene scamp2, whose product is annotated as secretory carrier membrane protein 2. Gene Ontology annotation, biological process: protein transport. The coding region runs from base 74 to 1066 and encodes 330 amino acids. The record is from RefSeq and is a predicted model, not a curated record. The transcript is spliced from 9 exons. Gene Ontology annotation, cellular component: trans-Golgi network membrane; recycling endosome membrane. NCBI's taxonomy places the organism in Eukaryota, Metazoa, Chordata, Actinopteri, Characiformes, Acestrorhamphidae.